CAAGCUCCGAGACACGUCAAUGCCACGAAGCAGACACUUCCUUCAGAUAUAAUCAUAAAACGGACUAAACGCCACCUAGAAGAGCUUGAGGUGACAGCUCAUAUUCACCGUUCAAAUUAUACAGAGCCUUCAAUCACCUUCGACGGUAAUGACGAGGGCGCCAUCAGCGGAAAGAACCGCGUCCGCCAGAUCGUUUCAGAUAAACGUCACUUGAAUGACCCUAAUGCGAAGAAGAAAAAGUCGUCCAUGAAAGUUCGCACCGCUCUCCUAUAUCGCAAGAAUCUUGCUACCCUAAUCGAGGAAUCGCGUAUAGCAAGUCUUCCUUGUCACGUUCCAACAUAUUUAACAGCUGCUGCUCCUCCCCCUCAAUUGCCCCCACGUCUUUUAUGCUCCGUGUGCGGGUACAAGGGCGCAUACAAAUGCAAAAAAUGCGCUAUGCCAUACUGCGACAUAAACUGCCAGGGCGUCCAUUCUGAAACACGCUGCGAACGUCGCGUCAUCUGA
Suillus fuscotomentosus is the source of this 504-nucleotide messenger RNA. RefSeq lists its product as uncharacterized. Gene Ontology annotation, molecular function: nucleosome binding. The annotation marks the transcript as partial. Lineage: Eukaryota; Fungi; Basidiomycota; Agaricomycetes; Boletales; Suillaceae. Gene Ontology annotation, cellular component: Swr1 complex. Gene Ontology annotation, biological process: chromatin remodeling. The transcript has 3 exons. The record is from RefSeq and is a predicted model, not a curated record.